This is a messenger RNA of Anastrepha ludens (Mexican fruit fly), 3682 nucleotides long. RefSeq names its product protein suppressor of variegation 3-7 (gene Su(var)3-7). NCBI's taxonomy places the organism in Eukaryota, Metazoa, Arthropoda, Insecta, Diptera, Tephritidae. Gene Ontology annotation, molecular function: DNA binding; zinc ion binding. The transcript is spliced from 9 exons. The record is from RefSeq and is a predicted model, not a curated record. The coding region runs from base 185 to 3067 and encodes 960 amino acids.
UUUUUGAAGUUUGGCAACCCUGGAAUAUUUUUAUGCAGUCGCGUCUGGACUUUUUGUUUCUAUCAGUACACUAUUCUUAAUUCGGAAGUUUGUUUAAGAUUUUUUGUUCGGAGGAGGUUGAAAACACAGUUAAAAUACGUAUAUCAUCUUCGUAUGCAAGAAUAUUUCUUGAGGAGCUGUUAAAAUGUUACUUAAUAUUUCGAACGUAAAUAUAAAAGACGAACCAGUUGAUUAUCCCGAAAAUAUUGAGACCAUGGAAGUCACAUUUCAGGCCGAUGAAGCCACUAUUGUUGAAGUAGACCCAAUGAAUUUGUUAGAACCCGUGGCGGAGCGUUGCAGCGACGAAGAACAGGACCAAAUGAAUGUAACUGCUAACGGCAAUGACGAGGGAACUGUUGAAAAGUGGCAGAAUUGGAUGAGAACUUUUCCAUGGUUAUUACACAGGUCAGGAAAACGUCUCGGCUUUUGCCUUUAUUGCGGGAAAAAUUUGACCGUCGAGGGAACUUCUUAUUUACAAAGGCACGAUGGAGCCUUGAUACAUAAGGAAAGGCAACAAAACUACGAAGCAUUUCUACGUAGUUGUGAGGAAACAUUUAAUGAAAACGGCUUAUGUGAUAUAAAAAAAGAGAUAGACCCUGAAUCCGCAGAACGGCUUUCGGUAGAACUAAUAGAAAAACGUUUAGGGAAGUCUAAGGAACUGUCCGAUUUUAAUUGGAAAAAUUGGCUAGCUGCUCACAGCUGGUUAGAACGUGAGAAUAUCGAAGACGAAGUCGGAACAAAGGGUUAUUGUAAAUAUUGUAAAUGCGUAUUCGACGUGGAGUUUUCACUUACUAGAAAAAGGCACGAAAACGCUGCUAAACACAAACUUGGUGAAAAAAUGUUCUUAAAUCAAGCUAAUGAACAAUAUUCAAAUGAAACAGCGGAAGUUAAUCAUGAAAUAUUUGGAAAUGGCUUUGACAGAGGGGAUGAAGUAGAGGAUGGUGAAAACACAAUAACAAGAGUAGAUAAUCAUAUUACCAGUAAGGUAUUGAAAGGACGCUUAUUCGACAAAGUAGCAAACAAAAGUACUCAUCGUUGUUGCCGUGUUUGUAGAGUUGUAAUGGAUAAACACAGCUGCAGGAAACACAUGAAGUCAAAGCAACAUCGGAGGAAUAUGCAGGCGCUAGCCAUCAGUUCCAGAAAAGAUAAAAAAAUCAGUAUUUGCCAAGUAAAUGGGAAUAAUAUGCCAAUCGACUGGAGCAAGUACACCAAGAUCCACAGUUGGAUUUGUGCAGAUCCAAAUGAUCCUAAAUACGCGUACUGUUCAUAUUGCGAAAAACGUUUUAUGUAUGGGUUGUCAAGCGUAAAAAGAACUCUUCAUGAAAAAUCACAUUCACAUCGCGAUGCUGUGAAGCGAAAACUCGGUGAGGGUAAAGUCAAUGGUGACUCUACAAACAAACCGGAUUCCAUGCAGCAAAAUGAAGGAGAAAAUGUUGAAUUUGAAUGCGAAGAAAGUGAGCGUGCAGCAAAUGACAGCAACCUGAAACGCAAACGCGCCAUUUAUACCGAUGAGUGGUUUGAAUUAAAUCCGUGUUAUCAGAGAAACAAAGAGGAUGAGGACUAUAUCUAUUGUAAAUGUUGUAAAGUACUGCUUUUAAUCAAAAACUUGAAUCUCGGCAAGCACGAAAGGGCGGAACGUCACCGUUUUUCCCAAAAUAUACAGGCUCAGCAGUUAAAGGGAGACAAGUUAACUGUUACAAAUUUGCACCAAGUACGGAAAGAAAAACAUGUAAAUUUACCCUGGAUAAGACGUACAAAGAAUGGGCAAACCUUUUGCAAGUUUUGUCGAGUUGUACUAUCCCGUCAAUACCGGCCGGCUCUACACGAACGUACAGAGCGACAUAAAAUAGCAGCACAAAUAUUUCUUGCAAGAAAGAGUAGACAAGAUAGCAAUGGCUUAAAAACUGAAAAUCAUCACUCGGGUGUGACUCGAGAGGGAAGUAUUGCCAGUGAGGAGGAGGUCAAACCAACAAUGGAGGGCACUGAUGAUAAUGUACCGAACUGGCACAAAAAAUACGUUUGGCUAUCAUUUAGAGAAACGGAAUCACGUGAAUACUACGGUUACUGUAAUUAUUGUAAACAAGAUAUAUUCGUACCUACUACCAAGUUCGCUUUGAAGCAUGAGUGCAGUGCGAAUCACAUACGAUCACAAUUAACUCAGCAAAGCGAAAUAGAAAAAUCACAAAAUACCAAAACACAGGAUGCCAAUACUCAAAACAAUAUGAGUGCGAAACAUAAGCUGUAUAAAUGGCUUUUACCUGAUCCAGAAGAGAAUAGAAGUUUUGGCUAUUGUAAAUUUUGCAAAACUCGCGUUAUGACUGAGGGUUUGAUGGCUUUAGCUCAUCACAACUCGCGGAGCCACAGAACAGCCACUACAAUAUUUUUGAGUCAGAAAAACGAAGAUUUCGAUGAGAUCGGUCAAAAUAGUAUACUCGACGAUAGCACGACAGAGCAAUUACAUAAUAUGGAAGGUAUUAAUCCAGAUGAAACUUGUUCAGAAACAUCACUGGCUACACGCCUAACAAACGCUCACACGGAAAUGCUUAGCUUAAUACGUGAAAUGAGAGGCAAUAAGACGCGGCAGAACAUGACAUUGUUGUCGGGGCCACUUUCGACAGCUGCAUCGCUUUCGCCUUCGGAUGCUGAUAUUUGUUAUUCGCGCGUUUCAGAGCAACAUAAUGGAAAAUUGGAAUUGAAUGUUUUGAGUCAAGCUAAGCGAGAACGCAAUACCUACGAUUUGUUCUUUGAAAGCAUGAAUGAGACAGUAAAGCGAUUACCAUCCGACUUGGCUGCAGAAAGCCGAAUUAAAAUUAUGCAAAUCGUAUAUGAUUUAGAAAUGCGAGCGAUGAAACGUACAACAACACAGCAGCCAGCGCGUAGUCCGAACACGACACCGUUGUCGUCUCGUUCGACAAUAACCAUGAGAGAACGUAGCACUUCCAUAACGAAGCCGACUGCUGCUGAAACGAUCAUUCCAGACAAAGGCGAGCAAAGUACAAAUCAAUGCAAUGUAAACGAAACGCCGUGAACAAAUACUAGUAUAUACCACCUAUUUUAUUUAUAUACUUACAUUUUUUUAUUUAACGAUUUUAAUUAAUUUUUGUGUUUCAAUGCCAGAACAGUUAAGAAAAAUAUAUUGUAUGUAUAUUGGCGAAGUUAUUUCCAUGUGGAUUUUAUUGAUAAGUGGAUUUUUAUUGCGCUAUAUUGCUCUUAAUGUAUUUUAUUUAAACCUAGCCGCAACUGGUUUCUAGGUGACGCAUCUUAUUGCAUUAAGCUAAACUACUUUUGAGAUAUUUAACUGUACUAACUUGAUCAUUGACUUGCCUCUCUAAUUUCAAAGAAAGAGAAAAAUAUAUAUUAUUUUGGGUCAAUCUGAGACGCUCGAUCUACGUAUAGGAAUUCUUAGCAGUUAUGGAAAAACAUUAUUUAAUAUAUUUGUUUAAGCUUCAUCUCAUAUGUCCUCUUAGUUAUGGCUUCAUCAACGUAAAAUUUAAAAAUAUGUCUGAUAUAGUCGUAUGUACAUGCAUACACACAUGUAUUAUUAAGUAGAAAUGUAAGUGUAAUGAGUGGUAAAAUUAUCACCAUUAGUAAAGUUUUUGAAAAAAUACAAAUAAACGAAUAAGUAUUUUUAAAUUUAACAUAA